Coprinopsis cinerea okayama7#130 is the source of this 1755-nucleotide messenger RNA. RefSeq lists its product as hypothetical. Bases 1 to 1755 code for a protein of 584 amino acids. NCBI's taxonomy places the organism in Eukaryota, Fungi, Basidiomycota, Agaricomycetes, Agaricales, Psathyrellaceae. The record is from RefSeq and is a predicted model, not a curated record. The transcript has 5 exons.
AUGCCGAACCCUGCCACUCCCGGAUCCACCGGACCAACGAUCACCCUCGAGGAUAACGCCCAACUCUACAACUCCUGGGCUAAGACAUACGAUACGGACGGGAACGUCCUCCAACAACUCGACGCGCUCGCGUUUGAAGAUACCGUCAUACCCCUUCUAACCUCCUCCCUUUCGAAUCCACCACUGAAGAUCCUCGAAUUAGGCUGUGGAACUGGACGAAACACCGUCCUACUCAAAAAGUAUGCGCCGAGGGGGAGUGUGAUCUACGCUACGGAUAUUAGUGAGGGUAUGAUGGAGGAGGCGAGGAAGAAGCUUGGCGAGUUGGUGUUUAAUGGGAGGGGUUCCAGCGUUGGCAGGACUAGUGAGGGAGAAGGCGGGGAGGAGGAGACGAGGGCGAAGUGGGCCUUGAUCGAUUUGACGACUCAGCAGAAGGAGUUAGUCGAAUUCCUCCGGGAUGCCAAUGCAUGCACCACCUCCAACACGGAUGACACAGAAGAAACAUAUAAAGUCGACGCCCUAAUCAGCACCCUCGUCCUCGAACACGUCCCUCUCAACUCAUUCUUCCCCGUCCUCAGCGCCGUCCUCAAACCAGGCGCAUGGGCAUGGGUGACAGACAUGCACCCCGAGAUGGGGGCCUCGAGGGCCGCGUUCCGAAACGCUGAAGGCGUCAAAGUGACAGGUGUCAGUUACAUGCAUGGUAUAGAGGAAAAACUGAAAGCUGCGAAGGCGUGCGGGCUGGAAAUUGUAGGCCAGGUGGAUGAGAGGGGUGUGGGGGACGAGGAAGGGGAGGUUGUGCGUCGUUUUGGGGAGAGAGCGAGGAAGUGGGUGGGGAGGAGGAUGUUUUGCGGGAUGUUGUUUAGGAAGGCCUUCACCGAGAUCGCCUUCGGCGCACCCCCACAAGCUUUUCACGUUUAUAAAAACUCGAGGGAGCAACCUUCAAAAAUCAGUGCGCUGGCUCGCAUCUCCCUCUUCUUCUACACCUACUCCCUAAAGAACAAACUCCUGUUGGCCGGUCCAACAUCUACGCCCCUCAAUCAAGCACUCAUUAUCACAAUGGUCUCCCCCAAGUUCACCUACCUCCUCUGCCUCUUCGUCCUGUCGUCCGUCACCCAGACGCUCUCGGCGCCAAUCCCAGAUCUCGGCGAAGAUGCUACCGGAAUCUCACUCUUCUUGCGAUCUCCGCAAGGAGGUAAAGACCCACUUAGGCGCUCCAGUACCUCCAGUACCUCUUCCACGGGGUCCGCUGAGGCACACAAAAUGCCCAACUUUGGUUCGGGAUCUUCUAGUUCUGGUUCUACUCCUAAUAGUAGGCCCGGAAGUCCAAUAGCGAUUGUUGAUCCCGGGUCCGUGCGUCCCGAACCAGAGAACUUUGACAAUCCCAAAGAUCCCAAAAUUCCCGCAAAAGCCAUGAAAAAGCUAGGCAUCGACUCAGGGAAUCCAACGGCUGGUGGAUCUGGAUCUGGAGGUCUAUUGACGGUUCCCGGCACUUCCGCUGGCGGCGACAACAAUUUGAGCCGCAAGUCCUCAAAGGCCAGUUUACGCAGCGUUGCAAGUAGUGUGAAAAGCACUGUUAGCAGCCUCGGAGGAAAGGUCAAAAGUGUCGCGAAGACUGUCAAAGGCGCCUUCACCCCGAAUUCCAAGAAGAAGGGCCCCGGCGGCGCAGGGGGCGCAGGCGCGGCUUCAGGAUCCGGUCAAGGCAAAAAUCGCAAGAGGAGUCUGAGCUUUGGAGAUGCCGGAUCACCUUUGUACUACUAA